AUGGGUGACGAGGAUCUCCAGAAAAUUAAGGUUUUGCCGACUGAUCAGGAAAAAGAAUUCGGAUCUGUCUGGCGAAAAUGGAUCACACGUAAAAUUUCAGAGGAGAAAAGUGUCUCAAGAAAACCGAAGUGGCGUAACUUAUUAGAUUCUCAUCUAAGAAGAAAGCUUAAGAAAUCAUCAGAAUCUGAAAAUUCUUUGGAUUCAAUCGAAAAGCAAGUUGACAGUGUUAAUAAUGGAUCUGAUUUAAUCAAAAAAUCAAAUAUGUCUGAAAAUAUUGUGACUUCUUUGAAUGAUGGUGAUGAGGGAGAUGAACAUCAUGAUUACAUUCACGAAAAACUUAAAGGAAAUUUACCAAAUCCAAUAAAAAUUAUUCCUAAGUUUCACAGAACAUUCUCUCUACCGGAUGCUGGUAUGAAUUUGUCUAGUCCCAUUGUCGAAAAUGUGUAUAUUCCAACAAAGGAUUAUUGUCCAUACCUUGAUAAACCCCCUAGGAAAAAACGAAUCAACAGUGAUCCAAACGAUGUUGUUCCAAUUGUAUCCAAUGAUAUAAAGGAUGACACAAUCGUGAUUCCGGAGAAGGAUUACUGUCCUUAUCUAGACAAGGCACCACGUCCUCAAGUGAAGCAAAAUGAUUUUGAAGUCCGUAAGUGGAUAUUGAAAAAUGAAGCCGGAGAGGACGAGGAACUUCAAGUAUUCUUUCAGGAUAACACCUCCUUAAAAGAUAGGCGGGUCUCUGUAGGGAAAAACUUGGCUCCAAGAUCUAAUUCCCUUCCCGAAAUAUCUUUCACACGCGAUAAGCCACCAAAAUGGAUGGAACUUGUAGAUAUGAAAUUAGGCUUCGGAGAUUUUCCAGAUGAUAUUGAUAGCAUUGUGGAAUCUACUACAGAAACAGAAAUAACGGAAAUAAAAAAUAAACCUAAUGAGACUGUAGAUCAAGAAGUGUUCAAGCCUGCCUUAAGGUAUACCCCGUCCCAGCCAUGGUGGCUUCCAGGAAUGUUGGGUUCCCUUCGGGACACUCCAGACUUCGGAAAAUACUCACGCUUCUCCUCUUUUUCUACAUUUGCACGGUCCACCACGGCAUCAGAGAUCACCAAGGAGCCGUCAGAGGAGAACCUCCGGCGGAGGAACACAGUGGUUGUCAUACUAAUGAUCAUUGCAGUACUGGCCGCCAUUGCUGUCAUUCUUGGCAUUACGCUCUACUUUCUGUAUCAUAAAGCAAUAAUCCGAGCCCACAUAGAUUUAACCAUUCAUAAUCGUAAUUUCACUGACGCAAUGGACAACCACACAUCAUCUGAUUUCAGAAACAUAGCUGAACCUUUAUGUGAUGAGAUGGACAAAUAUUUCUUUACCAGUAAAUUCAAAUAUUUCUACCUCCAGUGCAAAGUUCAUGACCUCAAGGAUAAUGCCGGGAAAGUAGGUGUAUACUUUACAGUUGACUUUCUGGACAAUAUUUACACACAGAACGUUAAGGACAUACAGGAUGUUAUUCUGAAGAAGUCUGGACGAUUAGUAAAGGACAACGCCCUAUUCCUUGUCAUCCGGGACUUCUUGGUUUAUAUAAAGAGCUUCGGCAUACGACUGGAAAAGAUUCCUACAGACGGACCAAUCAACUUGCCCCGUAUUCCAUUCUACGCGGACAGUACUCUUACUAUUUUGAGUACGGAGAAAACACCAGCGGAUGAAAUCACAUCAUCUACGGUUAAACCAGCACCAAAAACAAGUAGAAUUCCAAAUUCACAAGCAGAAAUACUGGCCACAAGCGUGGGAACAAAUGCCACCACACCUAUGACGUUAACAACUAGUGUAGAGCCAUCUCUAAGAGUAGGCGCACUUAAAAAAGAGACAUCUACAAUUUCUACCACUACCGAGAAAUUAAGUACAGCCCAAACUCUGUCGUCAACUUCUAGUAAAGCACCAUCUUUGAGAACUGGAACGCUUGAAGUGGAUACCACUUCCACGACCACUACCACUACCAGUGCGUCCACUGCAUUACCUCCGCUGUCAACCACUAUAUAUAAUCCUAACUUUUGGGAUUUAUUAUUGAACAGAUACGGAUUAAGGGAAGGUGUCGUGGAAGAGGGUUCAUCCCUUCCAAAGCCGCCGAAGAAACCUGAUGACAAAUGUACAGAAGAACCCUGUAAGAAUAAUGCCACAUGUAUAAGUAAUGGUCCCACUCUCUAUAGCUGUAUCUGUGCAAGAGGCUGGAAGGGAAUACGCUGUGAAACAGAUGUCCAAGAGUGUUCUACAUUAGACCCUUGUCAGAAUAACGGUACCUGUCUAAAUAAUAAUGGCUCUUAUGUUUGUCAAUGUAUGGAAGGCUGGCAGGGACAACAUUGUCAAGAUGACGUGAAUGAAUGCAACAGUUCCCCUUGUCAUAACAAUGGAACGUGUAUUAACAAUGAAGGAUCAUACACGUGCAACUGUACAGAGGGCUGGAGAAACAAAAACUGUGAAGCUGACAUCAAUGAAUGUUCAGAAACCCAACCGUGUCAGAAUAAUGGCACUUGCUACAACAACGACGGCUCAUAUACCUGCAGCUGUUUAAAGGGCUGGCGGGGUCAAAACUGCCAAGAUGAUAUUGACGAAUGCGUAAUUUCCGAUCCCUGUCAAAACAACGGAACAUGUAUAAAUAAUAAUGGCUCUUACGUUUGUGAUUGCACAGAGGGUUUUAUUGGAAGGCAUUGUAUGGAAGAUAGAAACGAAUGUGAAAAACUUGGAUUGUGUGAGAACAGUGGAACCUGCCACAAUAAUAAUGGCUCUUACGUCUGUAUGUGUAUGGAGGGCUGGCAAGGACAACAUUGUGAAAAAGAUAAGGACGAAUGCAAACAAUUUCCUUGUCAAAACAACGGAACAUGCAUCAACACUGUUGGCUCAUAUAUGUGUAAUUGUACCCAAGGAUGGUCCAGUCAAGAUUGUCAGAUAGAUGUGGACGAAUGCAGAGACACAGAUAUAUGUCAGAACAAUGGAACCUGUCACAACAACAAUGGCUCCUAUACGUGUGAAUGUAUGGAGGGCUGGCAGGGCCAGCAUUGUCAGGAAGAUAUAAAUGAAUGUGAUGUUAAAGGACUGUGUGAAAAUAACGGAACAUGUGUGAACAGUGAUGGGUCUUACUCUUGUAUCUGCUCUCCAGGAUGGCAGGACAUACAUUGCCAACAAGAUGUAAAUGAGUGUAUGCAGUUUAGCCCAUGUCAAAAUAAUGGUACAUGUGAUAACAAUAAUGGUUCAUACACUUGUCAAUGUACGGAAGGCUGGGAGGGACAUGACUGUGAAAAAGAUAUUGAUGAAUGUGAAAAGUAUGGUCCCUGUCAGAAUAACGGUACUUGUAACAACAGUGCCGGCUCCUACAUAUGUAAUUGUACGAAGGGUUGGCAGGGACAUAACUGUGAUAAUGAUAUUAACGAAUGUGACGUCCUGAAUCCUUGCCUUAACAAUGGCACAUGCAAUAAUAAUAAUGGUUCUUACAAAUGUGUCUGUACAGAGGGUUGGCAGGGACAUGACUGUGAAGAAGAUGUGAAUGAGUGUAAUUUUAUCAGUCCAUGUCAUAACAAUGCAACAUGUAUUAACAACAAUGGAUCUUACAUGUGUAAUUGUACGGAGGGCUGGCAGGGACAACAUUGUGACCAAGAUAUUGAUGAAUGUAAUCUCUUUCCUUGUGAAAAUAACGGGACUUGUAUCAACAAUAAUGGCUCUUAUACAUGUAACUGUAUGGAAGGAUGGACGGAUAAAGAUUGUAUAAAUGAUAUAAAUGAAUGCGAAAAGUUUCAUCCAUGCCACCACAAUGGUACUUGUAUCAACAAUAAUGGAUCCUAUUUUUGUAACUGUAUGGAGGGCUGGCAGGGACAUGACUGUGAAAUUGAUGUUAACGAAUGUGAACAAUUUAGUCCAUGUCAAAACAAUGCUACAUGUUUAAACAAUAAUGGGUCAUAUACAUGUGAUUGUACGGAAGGCUGGCAGGGACAUGAUUGUGAUAAAGACAUCGACGAAUGCAUUGAGUUUAGUCCAUGCCAUAACAACGCAACAUGUAUAAAUAACAAUGGGUCCUUCGUAUGUAAUUGUACACAAGGCUGGCAGGGACAACAUUGUGACCAAGAUAUUGAUGAAUGUGAUUAUUAUCCCUGUGAGAACAACGGGACUUGUAUCAACAAUAAUGGAUCUUAUACAUGUAACUGUACAACUGGGUGGACAGAUAAACACUGCAAUGAGGAUGUAAAUGAAUGUGACCAGUUUAGUCCAUGUCAAAACAAUGGCACAUGCUUUAACAAUAACGGUUCCUACAUAUGUGAGUGUAUGGAGGGCUGGCGGGGAAAUGACUGCGAAAACGAUGUUGACGAAUGUGCAGUAUUUAUGCCAUGUAGCAACAAUGCAACAUGUGUAAAUAACAAUGGAUCUUACGUAUGCAAUUGUACAGAGGGCUGGCAGGGACAUGACUGUGAAGAGGACGUUGACGAGUGUAAAAUAUUCUUGCCAUGUGCCAACAAUGCAACGUGUAUGAAUAACAAUGGUUCCUAUAUCUGUAAAUGUACGGAGGGUUGGCAAGGACAGCACUGUGACCAAGAUGUUGAUGAGUGCAAUUUUAUCAGUCUAUGUCACAACAAUGCAACAUGUAUUAACAACAAUGGAUCCUACGUAUGUAAUUGUACGGAGGGAUGGCAGGGACAACAUUGUGAUCAAGAUAUUAAUGAAUGUAAUUCCUCUCCUUGUGAGAAUAAUGGAACUUGUAUCAACAAUAAUGGAUCUUAUACAUGUAACUGUAGUGAUGGAUGGACAGAUAAAGACUGCAGAGAAGAUGUAAAUGAAUGUGACCAAUUCAACCCAUGUCAGAACAAUGGAACAUGUCAUAACAAUAACGGUUCCUACACAUGUGACUGUAUGGAAGGCUGGCAGGGACAUAAUUGUGAAGACGAUAUUAAUGAAUGUACAACGAUAAGUCCAUGCAACAACAAUGCAACUUGUGUAAAUAACAAUGGGUCUUAUGUAUGCAAUUGUACAAAGGGCUGGCAGGGACACGACUGUGAAGAGGAUAUUAAUGAAUGUAAUUUCUCUCCCUGUGAGAACAAUGGAACUUGUAUUAACAAUAAUGGAUCUUAUACAUGUAACUGUACAGAUGGAUGGACAGACAAAGACUGCAGAGAAGAUGUAAAUGAAUGCGACCAAUUCAACCCAUGUCAGAACAAUGGAACAUGUCAUAACAAUAAUGGCUCCUAUACAUGUGAUUGUAUGGAAGGCUGGCAGGGACAUGACUGUCAAGACGAUAUUGACGAAUGUUCAAUGUUUAUGCCAUGUAACAACAAUGCAACAUGUGUAAAUAACAAUGGAUCAUACAUAUGCAAUUGUACGGAGGGUUGGCAGGGACAUGACUGUGAAGAGGAUAUUGAUGAAUGUAAUUACUCUCCCUGUGAGAAUAAUGGAACUUGUAUCAACAAUAAUGGAUCUUAUACAUGUAACUGUACAGAUGGAUGGACAGAUAAAGACUGCAGAGAAGAUAUUGACGAAUGUAAAACGUUCGUUCCAUGUAACAACAAUGCAACAUGUGUAAACAACAAUGGAUCAUACGUAUGCAAUUGUACGGAAGGUUGGCAGGGACAUGACUGUGAAGAAGACGUUGACGAGUGUAAAAUAUUCUUGCCAUGCGAUAACAAUGCCACAUGUGUGAAUAACAAUGGCUCCUAUAUCUGUAAAUGUAUGAAGGGCUGGCAAGGACAUCACUGUGACUUAGACAUUGAUGAAUGUUAUUUCUUACCCUGUGAGAACAACGGAACUUGUAUCAACAAUAAUGGGUCUUACACAUGUAACUGUACUGAUGGAUGGACAAAUAAAGAUUGCAAAGCGGAUGUAAAUGAAUGUGUGCAGUUUAGUCCGUGCAAAAACAAUGGUACUUGUAAAAACAAUAAUGGCUCCUACACAUGUGACUGCACGGAGGGUUGGCAGGGACAGGACUGCGAUACAGAUAUUGACGAAUGUAAAACUUUCUUCCCAUGUUACAACAAUGCAACAUGUGUAAAUAACAAUGGAUCAUAUGUGUGCAAUUGUACGGAAGGCUGGCAAGGACAACACUGUGAAGAAGAUGUUGACGAGUGUGAAAUAUUAUUUCCUUGUGAUAACAAUGCAACAUGUAUUAACAACAAUGGAUCCUACAUAUGUAAUUGUAAGGAGGGCUGGCAGGGACAACAUUGUGACAACGAUAUUGAUGAAUGUAAUUUCUCUCCCUGUGAGAACAAUGGAACUUGUAUCAACAAUAAUGGAUCUUAUAUAUGUAACUGUACAACUGGAUGGACAGAUAAUGACUGCAAUGAAGAUGUAAAUGAAUGUCAGCUGUUUAGACCAUGCCAAAACAAUGGAACAUGUAAUAACAAUAACGGCUCCUACACAUGUGAUUGUAUAGAAGGCUGGCAGGGACACGACUGUCAAGAAGAUAUUGACGAAUGUAAAAUGUCCUUUCCAUGUUAUAACAAUGCAACAUGUAUAAAUAACAAUGGAUCUUACGUCUGCAAUUGUACGGAAGGCUGGCAGGGACAUGAUUGUGAAAAGGAUGUCAAUGAAUGCAAUUUCUCUCCCUGUGAGAACAAUGGAACUUGUAUCAACAAUAACGGGUCUUAUACAUGUAAUUGUUUGGAAGGAUGGACGGAUAAAGACUGCAGAGAAGAUGUCGAUGAAUGUACGACGACAAUGCCUUGUUUAAAUAAUGGGACCUGCAUCAACAAUAAUGGAUCAUACGAUUGUAAUUGUUCCUUGGGAUGGGAAGGAUACAACUGCAAGAAAGAUGUAAAUGAAUGCAAUGAAAUUCCAUGUGAAAAUAAUGGAACUUGCAUAAACAACGAAGGGUCAUUUACCUGUGAAUGUGUAAAUGGAUGGAAAGGAAAAAUAUGUCAUAUAGAUGAAGACGAGUGUGAGUUGUAUUCCCCUUGUGAUCAUGGUUUCUGUAUUAAUACAAAUGGCUCCUAUGUUUGUGACUGUGAUGAUGGAUGGCAAGGGCGAAACUGUACAGAAGACGCCAAUGAGUGUCAGCUUAUUGGAGUAUGUGAAAAUGGCGGAAGCUGUUUGAAUACUAACGGAUCAUAUGCCUGUCGAUGUACGGAGGGAUGGGAGGGUCAACAUUGUGAAAACGACAUUAAUGAAUGUAAUGUGACACAGCCAUGUCAGAACAAUGGGACCUGUGACAACACAUAUGGCUCCUACAUCUGUAAUUGUCAACAAGGCUGGCAGGGUAAAAAUUGCCAUAAAGAUGUCAAUGAAUGUAAUAUUGAACCAUGUGAAAACAACGGCACAUGUCACAACAAUAACGGAUCGUACACAUGUAAAUGUAUGGAGGCCUAUCAGGGCCAACAUUGUGAAGAUGAUGUUGAUGAAUGCAUUGUAAAGGAACCGUGUGAAAACAAUGGAACCUGCAUUAACAGUUUUGGAUCUUACGAGUGCAUUUGUGAAAAUGGGUGGCUAGGAAAACAGUGUGAAACAGAUGUAGAUGAAUGUGUUGUUAACCCUCCAUGCCAGAACAACGGUACAUGUAUUAACAAUAAUGGUUCUUACACAUGUAUAUGUACAAAUGCAUGGGAAGAUAAAAAUUGUCAAACAGAUGUGGAUGAAUGCAGUCGAUAUUCUCCAUGUCAACAUAACGGAACCUGUUUAAACAAUGAAGGGUCAUAUUCCUGCGAUUGCAGAGCAGGAUGGGAAGGAUUUCAUUGUGAAAAUGACACAGACGAAUGCUCUUUUGUGCCUUGUCUUCAUAACGGAACCUGUAUCAACACAGAUGGAUCAUAUUUUUGUAACUGCACAGAUGGAUGGCAAAACAAAGACUGUGAAGAAGAUUUCGAUGAAUGUGCUGUGCUUGAUCCAUGUCAGAACAAUGGUAUAUGUCACAACAAUGAAGGCUCCUAUACGUGUGAAUGUAUGGAGGGCUGGCAGGGAUAUAAUUGUGAACAAGACGAAAAUGAAUGUGAAUACGAACCAUGUCAAAAUAAUGGAACGUGUCUAAACGUCAGAGGAUCAUAUGGCUGCAUUUGUACAAAAGGGUGGAUAGGACAACACUGUCUUGAAGAUGUAAAUGAAUGUUUGACUGAAGAGAUUUGUCAGAAUAACGGAACAUGCAUAAAUAAUAAUGGUUCAUACACAUGUCUAUGUACGGAUGGCUGGUUAGGACAGCAUUGUGAUGACGAUGCAGAUGAAUGUGCAGUUGAUCCUUGUUUAAAUAAUGGAACGUGUGUAAACAACUUUGGCUCAUACGAAUGUAAAUGCUCUCAAAGAUGGCAAGGCGGUAACUGUGAAAUAGAUGUAGAUGAGUGUUUGAAAUCUCCAUGUCAGAACAAUGGUACCUGCUUUAACACCGAGGGUUCUUAUUUCUGUAAUUGCACAGAGGGAUGGACAAACCAUGACUGUGAAAAAGAUGUUAAUGAGUGUGAUGAUAGCACAAUAUGUCAAAAUAACGGAACGUGUUCGAACACUGAGGGCUCCUACGUGUGUGGCUGUAUGGAAGGUUGGCAGGGACAGCAUUGUGAAACAGAUACAAAUGAAUGUAUUGUAAACCCAUGUGAAAAUAAUGGAACAUGUAUAAACACUAUGGGAUCGUAUAUCUGUAAUUGUGAGGAUGGCUGGCAAGAUCAAAACUGCGGAACUGAUGUUGAUGAAUGCAUUGAAUAUAGUCCAUGCCAGAAUAAUGGCACAUGUAUAAACAAUGAUGGAUCUUAUGUAUGCAACUGUACGGAAGGCUGGCAGGGACAACAUUGUCAAGAAGAUGAGGAUGAAUGUCUUCGAGCACCUUGUCAGCACAAUGGUACAUGCACAAACAGCAUUGGGUCCUACACGUGCACAUGUGAAGACGGAUGGGAAGAUAAAGAUUGCAAAGAAGAUCGAGAUGAAUGUUUGGAUUUACCAUGUCAAAAUAAUGGUACCUGUAUGAACACUUAUGGUUCUUACACGUGCUCCUGCUCAGAGGGUUGGGAAAGCCAUGACUGCGAAAAAGAUGUAAAUGAAUGCAGUGUGUUUGAACCAUGUCAGAAUAAUGGAACUUGCAUCAACAAUGAUGGAUCUUACAUUUGUACAUGUGAGAAGGGAUGGAGAGACAAGCACUGUGAUGCAGAUAUAAACGAAUGCACGGAAUUAGAACCUUGUACCAACAAUGGAACAUGUUACAACAAUGCAGGGUCAUACACUUGUGAUUGCAAAAAGGGAUGGAUGGGACAACAUUGCGAUACUGACAUCGAUGAAUGUCAGCUAUACCCCUGUGAAAAUAAUGGCACCUGCAUUAAUUCAAUGGGGUCUUACGGGUGCAACUGUACGGAUGGGUGGCAAGGACAAGAUUGUCAUAUUGAUUUGGAUGAGUGCAGUUCAUACUCCCCAUGUGAGAACAACGGUACAUGUAUCAACGAUGAUGGAUCUUAUACUUGUGUCUGCAAGAAAGGCUGGAGUGGGAAACAUUGUGAUAUAGAUGUUGAUGAGUGUUUGAUGUCUCCGUGUAAAAAUAACGGUACAUGUCAUAACACUGAAGGAUCCUAUUUCUGUGAGUGUACGGAGGGCUGGCAGGGAAAACAUUGUGAUGGCGAUAAUGAUGAGUGUGCCUCUUUUCCGUGCCUUAAUAAUGGCACAUGUGUUAACAAUGUAGGAUCAUAUUCAUGUGAAUGUGUAAAGGGGUGGAUUGGAGAAGUUUGUGAAAUAGAUGAUAACGAAUGCAAAGCCGCAGGUGGAUCUCCUUGCCAACAUAACGGCACUUGUAUCAAUACACUUGGUUCAUACAAGUGUGACUGUAUAGAAGGCUGGCAAGAUCAAAAUUGUGAAAAUGAUAUAAACGAAUGUGAUGUGAAUGACCCCUGUCAAAAUAAUGCUACUUGUAUCAACAACGAUGGCUCCUAUAAUUGUGACUGUGUAAAGGGUUGGAGGGGUCAGAAUUGUGAAAAUGAUAUCGACGAAUGCCUAGAAAAUGCCCCUUGUCAGAAUAAUGGGACCUGUUUGAAUAAUGAGGGAUCGUAUGCAUGUAAUUGUACGGCGGGCUGGCAGGGACAACACUGUAAUGAAGACGUGAAUGAAUGUACGGUAAAGGACCCUUGUCAGAAUAAUGGGAUAUGUACUAAUAACGAGGGUUCAUAUUUAUGUACUUGUACAACAGGAUGGACAGGGAUACACUGCCAAAAAGAUGUGGAUGAAUGCACUCAAUUCCAACCUUGUCAAAAUAAUGGAACUUGUGUGAACAACGAUGGUUCUUACAUGUGUGAAUGCAUGCCAGGUUGGACAGGGCAUGAUUGUGAAACUGAUGUGGAUGAAUGUAGCAAUUCCCCAUGUAGACAUAACGGUACAUGUAUCAAUGACCUAGGAUCAUACUUUUGUAAUUGUACGAAAGGCUGGUCAGGACAGAAUUGUCAAACAGACGUCAAUGAAUGUGAAUCGUCUCCCUGUCAGAAUAAUGGCACCUGUAUUAACACCGUGGGUUCCUACAUGUGCGACUGUGACGUCGGGUGGCAAAGUAAAGACUGCAAAAUCGACGUUGAUGAGUGUAUGAACUCCCCAUGCCACAAUAAUGGAACGUGCAUUAACAAUGAAGGAUCGUAUACGUGUUCUUGUGCUCCGGGAUGGAUGGGACCCAAUUGUGAAAACGAUAUGAACGAGUGCGAAGUUUCACCAUGCCAGAAUAAUGGAACCUGCCAUAAUAAUCAAGGGUCCUACAAAUGUGAUUGUACAAGAGGAUGGCAGGGCAAAGACUGCAACACAGACGUUAAUGAAUGUGACAAUUCCCCGUGUCAAAAUGGCGGCAGCUGUAUAAACAGUGCAGGCUCUUAUGCAUGCGACUGUACGGAGGGCUGGGAGGGACAAAACUGUGAAAAAGAUAUUAACGAAUGUGAUGACAUGCCAUGUGAGCACAAUGGAACAUGUAUAAAUACCCUGGGAUCUUAUGAUUGUGAUUGUAAGACAGGCUGGACAGGACAAAACUGCAUGACAGACGUCAAUGAGUGUGAUAAUUCCCCUUGCCAGAAUGGUGGAACAUGUAUCAACAAUAAUGGGUCAUACUACUGUAUUUGUACAAAGGGAUGGAUGAGCAGCAAAACAGAUUGUGAAUCAGAUGUGAAUGAGUGCCUUGAUAACCCAUGCCAACAUAAUGGAACUUGCAUAAACAACCAGGGAUCGUACGACUGCGCAUGUACAGAUGGUUGGCAUGGUGAAGACUGCAAACAAGACCGUGAUGAAUGUGCAAAUUCUCCUUGUCAAAACGGUGGAAUUUGUUUGAAUACCGCCGGAUCAUACACGUGUAACUGUACUGAGGGUUGGGAGGGAGACGAAUGCCAGAAUGAUAAGAAUGAAUGCCUUUCUUCACCUUGUCAAAACAAUGGAACGUGCAUCAACAAUCUCGGCUCCUAUAAAUGUGACUGUAACAAUGGAUGGACAGGGAAAGACUGCAGAGAAGAUGUCAAUGAAUGCAAUAAUGACCCCUGUAACAAUGGAGGAAUCUGUAUAAACACGGGCGGAUCCUAUAAAUGUAACUGUACCGAGGGGUGGCAGGGAUAUGACUGCGAGGAAGAUAAAAAUGAAUGUGAAAAUUCGCCAUGUCAACAUAACGGCACAUGUGCCAAUUUACUGGGAUCAUACCAUUGCCAUUGUACGGAAGGCUGGCAGGGAAAACAAUGUGACAAAGACGUUGAUGAAUGUCUUACCUCUCCCUGUCUAAAUGGCGGUACGUGUCUUAACAAUGAAGGGUCAUUCACAUGUGACUGUGAAAAAGGAUGGCAGGGACUUGAUUGCUCAGAAAACAAAAAUGAGUGUGAGAUAUCUUCGCCUUGUCUUAAUGGCGGGACGUGUGUAGAUACAGAGGGUUCAUAUAAAUGUAAAUGUGUGGUCGGAUGGACAGGACAGGAUUGUCAGACAGAUGUGAAUGAAUGUAACCAGUUUCCCUGCCAAAAUGGCGGCACAUGUAACAACAAUGAGGGGUCGUUUACAUGUACGUGCAGGGAAGGAUGGACGGGUGCCACUUGUGAAACAGAUGUUAACGAAUGUGCAACGAACAACCCCUGUGUAAAUAACGGAACGUGUUCGAAUACUCGGGGCUCCUACAGAUGUUCUUGUACUGCAGGGUGGACUGGAAAACACUGCGAUAAAGACAAAAAUGAGUGUUUGACCCUACCUUGUGCUAAUGGAGGAACGUGUAUCAAUAACGAGGGUUCCUACUCCUGUCAGUGUGAGAAAGGAUGGACUGGUAAAGACUGUCUGCAAGAUAUCAAUGAGUGUUUGUCAUCCCCUUGUAAGAACGGUGGAACAUGUCAAAACACUCAGGGUUCAUUCAAAUGUCAGUGUGAGAGAGGCUGGGAGUCACCAGACUGUAAUAAAGAUGUCAAUGAAUGUGAGAACAAUCCUUGUGAAAAUGGCGGGGUCUGCACAAACACUGAAGGAUCUUAUAAAUGUACCUGUGCUGCAGGAUGGACAGGGGCUAAUUGUAAAACAGAUAUUGACGAAUGUAAACUCAACAACCCAUGUGAAAAUGGUGGUGUUUGUCAGAAUAAUGAAGGAUCUUUCAUGUGUCAGUGUACGGAGGGAUGGACAGGCCAGACAUGUGGAGAAGAUGUAGACGAAUGUAUUGAGAAUCCAUGCAGCCAUGGUGCGUGUGUUAAUCAGCCAGGAUCUUACAUGUGUGACUGUAAGCCCGGGUGGACUGAUAAACAUUGUGAGACAGAUGUUGAUGAGUGCCUGUCUAAACCAUGCCAGAAUGGUGGAUCGUGCCGAAAUACCAUUGGUUCGUAUGAAUGCAAGUGUACAGACCCCUGGUUUGGACGUAAUUGUGAAAGCGCCAUGUUUGCAACCUCUGCACGUAAACAAAUGGGAACCAAGAAUGUGGACAUCAUGUGUGAUUUAAGAAAUGUUGAAGAAUGGAAGCAUUUUGAUGUUGUGAGAAACAACGUACCUGUUAUCCGUGUUAAUCACAAUGGCAGAGUUCAGUCGAGAUUUAAUCGGAGAAAGGUGAUUGUAAAACCCAACAUAGAUGGACCUAAUGCUCAAAUCAAUAUGAGAUUUGCCACCUUCCGUUGUCAAGACGAGGGACGGUAUACCUGUGUGAUAGAUAAGGAACAACCUGAGGAUAUGGAAGCUAUUGUUACAACUCCACCUCAAGGAAAACCAAUCUUGUCAAAGAUUGAGGAACUUUUUGGUGAAAAUAAUAUUGACUUUAAUUGUACUGGUAGACCAGGAUACCCAGACGGAAACUUAGAGUUUGAAAUCAAAUUGUCAAAUGAAACAGAAUUCCGACCUUACCAGUUUUACAGUGCCAAAAUUACAAAUGAAGACAAAAACUGUUAUCGAACUCAAACAGUUAAUGCCACGUAUCUAUUUACAAUGGAAUGGAAUCAGGCCAAAAUUCGUUGCUUAAGUGGCGAAAAAUAUGAUGAAACAAAUGUAUACCUCAUACCACCCACGAUAUGUGAGAGAGUACCUGUUAAUAGGAGUGUUCGACACCCUUAUGAUAAACAUAAAUACAUCACGUGCACACGUGAGGCUCCACAAGCUCGAUUCUGUCCUGGAACUACGUGUUUUGAAGAACGUGCACAACAAUGUACAUUUACUUGUAAUGGAUAACCUUUUUUAGAACUUAGCUAUUUACUGUAAUUUAUUUUGUUUUUAUUAACAUUUUGUUGUUUUAU
This is a messenger RNA of Saccostrea echinata, 13604 nucleotides long. Its product is annotated as fibrillin-2-like. Lineage: Eukaryota; Metazoa; Mollusca; Bivalvia; Ostreida; Ostreidae. The record is from RefSeq and is a predicted model, not a curated record. Bases 1 to 13539 code for a protein of 4512 amino acids. The transcript has 100 exons. Gene Ontology annotation, cellular component: protein-containing complex; plasma membrane. Gene Ontology annotation, biological process: establishment or maintenance of epithelial cell apical/basal polarity; heterophilic cell-cell adhesion. Gene Ontology annotation, molecular function: calcium ion binding; chitin binding.